Messenger RNA from Prorocentrum cordatum, 510 nucleotides. The record is from the annotation of a GenBank genome assembly. NCBI's taxonomy places the organism in Eukaryota, Dinophyceae, Prorocentrales, Prorocentraceae.
AUGCCCCUGCUGGUUAGCCACCGUGUAAAGUCGUUCUGCCUUCUCGCGCAAUCUUUCUUUCGGUCAAAAUCGGCCACCAGCAGGCGCUCGCCUGCGCAACCGGCGCCCGGUGCGAGGCAGUGCUGGGAGACGGACGACGCCUGCAUGUGGGUGCACGCUCCGUCAGGCGAGUCGUGGUUCGAGUACCGCCUGGUUGCGUACAUAGACUUUCCGCUGCGACAUUGCUUGGUGCCUCUGCACGAGCGGGACCUGAUCAUCAAGUAUCAGCCCGUCUUCACGGAGCCCCACCGCGAGAUCGGACCGCAGGGAAAGCAUUAUGCGGUGGUGCGGACGCUCAGCAAGAUCUUGGCGUUCUACAUAGAGAUGGGGCUGCGCGCGUCUGCACGUCGAAGUCCCCCCGGCCUGGACGCAGCGGUGUCCCCCAGGCGGCCUCCAAGGGCCUCCAGGCCCGCGAGCACCUCCUCCGUAACGUCCGGCGCCUCGAGAAGAGUCGAGGCGGUCGGUUUGUAG